Blastomyces gilchristii SLH14081 is the source of this 2413-nucleotide messenger RNA. RefSeq lists its product as uncharacterized. The coding region runs from base 113 to 2413 and encodes 766 amino acids. The record is from RefSeq and is a predicted model, not a curated record. The transcript has 10 exons. Lineage: Eukaryota; Fungi; Ascomycota; Eurotiomycetes; Onygenales; Ajellomycetaceae.
CGAAAGUCGAACGUCUUUAUCUCUUUGAUUAUACCCUUUACGAUUCCAUACUUACUGGGCCGACCUUGGAUGGGUUGUAUCCCAAGAAAAGAGUUCAAAGCUAGCUAUAGAAAUGGCAGUAAUAUCCGUCACACCAAUGGAUCUGACGGAAACCGCUGAUGACCUUCCUUCAGACGUUUUGCUACUAUGGCAGCAGGCGUUGGCUAGGUAUCAUAAGAGCACAGGCGAAGAUCUUCAGAAGGUGACCAAAGACGUUUCUUCAGAUUGUAAUCAACUAGUCGACCUUUUCGAUUCGAUGAGGGCGUUUCUAGAGCAUUUAUCAAUCAUCGAGGGGAAAUUGCCUUCAAUUCCCGCAUACAGGUCUCAUGUUAUGCUUGUCUUCUUAGCUUUGUUGAGCGGAAAAUGGGCCAAAGCUUUCAGGGAUGUGGGAAACGAUGAGGAUCUGCAAUCGGCCAAAUCUACGAUGAAGGAGUCACUCGCGCAGCUUGAAUCUGCGUCACUCACGGUCAUCCUCACUACUACGCAAGAUCUGAAGCAGGACACAAACACCAUUGUUACCCAAACCGAAAGAAUCGACUCUAGGACUGAAAGGAUCGAAGUCUCUAUCCUUGCCCAACGAGAGGAGUUCCACGAUAUAUGGGUUUUGGAUGAAGAAGCUUACCAGGUAUGGCGUGAAGGAACCACUAAUCCAUACCUCUGGAUCUCCGGUGACACUCGCCUUGGAAAAACCUCCGCUGCAUUUUUAUUGUCCAAAGAAUUAGAGGAAGCAUUUGCCUCCGAGCCGAAGACCUCUAUUGCCGCUUUCGACUACCAGGAUGAUCAAGCCGAAUUUAUGUCCGUAUCAAAUGCGUUUUCUAGCAUGAUUAUCCAAAUCGCAGGAGGAAAUAGCGGCUAUUGUGAGCAAGCAUCGUCAGAAGCCGGAAAGGAUGGAGGGGUUGACACUGAUGACUGGACCGACUUAUGGGAGCGGCUUCUUCCAAUCCAAAUUCGGAAGCGGAAACUGCGGAGGGACAUGACUCUUCUGAUUGAAGGCAGAUUGAGACGCUUCCAAAACCUAUAUGAAUUUGGCAGGCGAACGAAAAAGAAAAUACUCUCCAAAUUACUGGAAAAAUCUGAUUCAAUGCUAUAUGUCGACCAUAUGCUGCGGCGAUACAAUUCUAUUGGUAGGGAAGGAAUGGUGUUGAAGGACCUCGAAACGAGCUUUCCAGAUAGUCUCCAAUCUGCUUAUAACAUUCUGUUGACUGAGGCUCAGCAGCGCAGAACCUCCGAACACCUGCAAUAUUCAAGCAGUUGUUAUUGUGGCUGGCGUUUGCAAAAUAGUGUUAUAAAAGAGGUUGAAGGGAAAUCAUCAAGCAAUUUGAGAAUUACACGAUCAAAGAAAACCGAGACAAGGAGAGUGAUGAUAAUGAAAAAUUUCCUUGAUGACGGCUCUAUUGCCUCGAACAUGAUAGCCGACGACAACGCUGCAACAUUACAAUUUCUGGAUAGAUCUUUAAGGGGCUACUUUCGCUCUGGCGAUGUGGGCGAAAGUGGUUUACGAAAGCCUUCUUCUGCUCAUCUUACAAUGUUUGCGACGUCUGUCGAUGUGAUAUGUGACCGCUACAAUUCAGCAUACGAGGCCGGGGGAAAAGAGUUAAAAGAUUAUGCCAUUAAUUUUUGGGCUGAUCACUUUUUGGAGCUUGAUCCUGUUUCUGCAACGGAGCUAGAUCUCCUGCGAGUUAUUGAAUCUCUGUCUCUCGUCCUGAACGAUCACAAUAAUGCCGCAAAAGAGCUCGAAUUAGGGCUAGUCUACCCACGGGGCCAUAUCUCGAAUUGGUUCCAGCAGAUACAUGCUGAAAGUGAAUCCUUUCGUUUCGCAUCGGAUGAAAAGGCAUAUCGAGCCAUUGGACUCAUUUUGAAAGACUAUGGGCACUAUGAUGCGGGAAUUGUCGCAUGUGCUGCAUUGGGAAUAUCUAUCUCGGAGGCAGAUCGUUUUCGCACAUUAGUUGUUCUCGUGCAGGUAUAUGCAAAAUUAUAUGAUGACGAAGAAGGCGACGAAUCUGACAACGACUCUGGCGAUAUCUCUGAUGAGGUCUCUGACGUCGAAUCCAACAGUGGGAAUGCCGGGAACGAUCCCAACCAAUACAAUGCCAUAGCAUAUAAGACGAUCUGCGAAGCUCUUUCCAGUAGACCUUCUUCCGUGGAUGAUCCCACUACAGAAGAGGAAGCUCGACUUUUGAUUCGAGAAGCGCUACUAAUCCAGGGUGACUGCGAGCGUGCUAUGGAUAGAGUCGAUGAGGCUGUGAAAUCUUACGGGGAAGCGAGAAUCAUUUGCUCCUCCGAGAUCCUGGAUGGGGUUUCUCUGAACGAAAUAAAAGAAAUUCUUGGAGAACAAUCGAGAUUCGUGGAACUUAUGGAGAACGUUGAACAGUGA